GUCAAAGUCAAAGUUUCAAACGCAGAGGCAGCAAAAUGGACUUCUUCCACCGACAUCUCUUUCACACACAAAAACGAAAAAUCCCUCGGCAACCACAAACUCGGAGAAUCUCGCAAGAGAAACAUGGCGGAAUUCCUCUGGACAUUUGCCGCGCAGGAGCUGUUGAAGCAGGCGGUGAAACUCGCGGCGGAGCAAACAGCGCUGGCAUGGGGUUUCAACAAGGAGCUCUUGAAGCUGAGGGACUCUUUACUGAUGGUGGAAGCCAUCCUCCGCGAUGUCGACAGAAUUAAGGGAGAGCAUCAAGCCGUGAAGCUAUGGGUGGAGAAGCUUCAAGAGAUCGUUUUCGAAGCCGAUGUUUUACUCGACGAUCUCGCCUACGAACAUCUCCGGCGCAAGGUAGAAGCCGGAAACGAGGCCAUGGUGAGUAAUUUCGUUUCGAUCUCCAAAAAUCCCCUUGCUUUUCGUCUCAAAAUGGCCAAUAAAAUUAGGGCAAUAGCUAGGAUGUUGGAUAAGCAUUACUCUUCUGCGGCUGCUGUGGGGCUUGUUGCUGUAACGCCCAAAGAAAUUGAGCCCGAUUUUAGCCAGAUUCAAGAGACGGACUCGUUUCUUGAUGAGUUUGGAGUUAUUGGGAGGGAAAUUGAAGUUUCGGAGAUAGUGAAUAGGUUGAUUGAUUUUAGCCAUCGGGAUGCUCUGUCUGUUUUGCCUAUUGUUGGUAUGGGUGGAUUAGGGAAAACGGCUCUGAUGAAGGUGGUUUUCAAUCAUGAAUUCAUAAAGGGGAAUUUCGAUAGAACUAUAUGGGUGUGUGUGUCUGAACCUUUUGUUAUCAAGAAGAUCUUAAGAGCAAUUUUGGAAACUCUUAAUCCCAAUUUUGGUGGUCUAGAUAGCAAGGAAGCCUUACUUCAAGAGCUCCAAAAACUUUUGAAUGAUAAAAGAUGUUUUCUAGUGCUUGAUGAUGUUUGGAAUGAGAAUCUUACCUUGUGGAAUGAGUUGAAGGCGUGUUUGUUAAAGAUUUCUCAGAGAUCUGGAAAUACUGUUGUUGUCACUACUAGGAGCGAUAAAGUUGCAGAAGUCAUGGAGACACAUCCUAGACAUCAUUUGAAAAGCUUAUCGGAUGAUCAUUGUUGGUCCUUGUUUAAGAGUUAUGUAUUUGGAAAUGAAUCACUAGAUAUUCAAGAGUUGGAUAUUGUCAAGGGAGAGCUCGUUAAAAGAUUUGGUGGCAUACCAUUGGUUGUAAAAGUGUUAGGAGGAACAGUGAAAUUUGACGAGAAUAGUGAGGGAUUGCAGUCAACUUUGGAAAAUCUAAUGAGAAUUCCAUUGGAAGGUGAAAAUCAUGUUUUGUCCACAAUAAAGUUAAGUGUGGAUCGCCUACCAUCGUCCUCAUUAAAACAAUGUUUUGCCUACUGUUCAAAUUUUCCUCAAGACUUUGAGUUUAGAAAACAAGCACUUAUCCAAAUGUGGAUAGCACAAGGGUUUAUUCAAUCACUAGGGGGAAGUAAUGUGACAAUGGAGGAUGUUGGAGACAAGUACUUCAAUGUUUUGUUGUCUCGCUCCUUGUUUCAAGAUGUUGUCAAGGAUAGUAGAGGGAGGAUUAUAUAUUGUAAGAUGCAUGAUCUUAUACACGAUGUUGCAUGUGUUAUUUCAAAUGCUCAAAAAUUGAAAUUGAAUCUUUUAGAUUCACUGGAUGGAAUACGUCGGAGAGGCGAAGAUCGUUCAAUUGGUCAUAGAAUAAGAACACUUGAUUGUAGUGAAAAUGAUGCUAGAAAGUUGCACGUGUUGGCAUUCGAUAGUCAUGUGUUUCACAAUAAGAUCCUAGACUUUGUCUACUUGCGCGUUUUAAUUGCACAUUCGUGGUUUAUAAAUAAAUUACCAGAUUCAGUUGCAAAGUUGAAGCAUUUGAGGUAUAUUGACAUUUCACAUUCUACCAUAAGAGAGCUCCCAGAAUCUAUCGUGUUGCUUUAUAAUUUACAAACAUUGAGGCUUGGAAGUUUUCUUAAAGACCUUCCAAAAAAUUUGAGAAAGUUGGUUAGUUUAAGACAUUUAGAAAUUUUCACCAAUCCUUGCUACUCUACACAAAUGCCUCAACGUUUGGGUCAAUUAAGUCAACUUCAAACUCUAUCUAGUUUUGUAGUCGGGUUUGAUGAGGGAUGUAGGAUAGAGGAGCUUGGAACUUUGAAAAACCUUAAAGGGAAAUUAAGCCUUUUACGCCUUGAGCGAGUCAAAAGUAAAAAGGAAGCAAUGACUGCAAAAUUGGUGGAGAAGGAUAACAUUUCUGAUCUAUAUUUUCAGUGGUGUUUGAUAGGUGAAAGACAAGGGAGUAAUUAUAAUGAUUUGAAUGUGUUGGAAGGACUUCAACCACACAAGAAUCUUCAAGUCUUGAGAAUUCAUAACUUUGCAGGAGAACUUCUGCCUAAUGGUACUUUCGUUGAAAAAUUGGUCGAGAUAUAUCUCCACGGUUGUGAAAGAUGCAAAACUUUGCCAAUGCUUGGGCAGUUAUCCAAGCUUGAGGUACUUGAAAUUCGUGACUUACAUAGUGUAAGAAGUAUCGGGGAAGAAUUUUACGGGAAUUACCGAGACAAAAGGACUUUAUUCCACAAAUUAAGAACAUUUCACAUUUCUGAAAUGAGUAGUCUAGAGCAUUGGGAAGAAAUACGAGCUGUACCAAACGGUACAAUUUUUCCACAUCUUGAAAGCUUGAGCAUUGUUUGUUGUCUGAGAUUAACGAGUAUUCCAAACUUUUUUGCAUCUCAUGAGGAGGAGAGGUUGGGUUCAGCGAAGCUUCGAUCUCUAAAGAUUUUGGGAUGUGAAAACUUGACAGAACUACCGAAUGGAUUAGAAUUCUGCAGCUCCCUAAAAACUAUGUGGAUAGGCAACUGUUCUAAUUUGAAUUCUGUCCCAAGCUUGCAAAACAUGCAUAACUUGUCUUCUUUAAGCAUAACAGAGUUCCAAAAGUUGCCAGAGGGGCUGGCCCAGGUCCGUAACUUGAAAAGCUUGAGUGUUCAUGGUUACUUGCAAGGCUAUGAUUGGAGUCCACUCGUACACUUGGGUUCACUUGAAAAUCUUGUGUUGGCUGACUUCGGAGGAACUGCUGCAAUACAACUUCCUCAGCAACUCGAGCACCUUACUAAUCUAAGGUCACUGCAUAUUUCACAUUUCGAUGGUGUUGAAGCUCUGCCGGAAUGGUUCAGAAACUUUACGUCUUUGGAAAUAUUGAAGGUCUAUAAUUGCAGAAAGUUGAAAAACAUGCCAUCCAAGGAAGCCAUGUCAAAGCUCACAAGAUUAAAGAGUCUACGAGUUUAUGGAUGUUCAAAGCUUGAAGUUGGCCAAUGUGACUUUGAGCGGGUGAAAGUUACCCAUGCAUCAAUUGAAAUCCAUUUUUCACAGUAAGCUUUUUUUGGGUCAAAUUAUGUUAUUAGUCUCUUUAAUUACUCGUUUCUUGUAACAAUUUGGUCCUCCUCUUGUUAUUUGUAUUGAUUUAGUCUUUGAAUUGUUUUUUUUUGUUGGGUUAAAUGUUUAACUUUUAGGGAGGGGAGAAAAUAGAGGUAAUAACAAAUAGGGGAUUACAUUGGA
Molecule: messenger RNA, 3567 nt
Organism: Momordica charantia (bitter melon)
Lineage: Eukaryota; Viridiplantae; Streptophyta; Magnoliopsida; Cucurbitales; Cucurbitaceae
Product: disease resistance protein RGA2
Molecular function (GO): ADP binding
Source: RefSeq, a predicted model, not a curated record